Molecule: messenger RNA, 6393 nt
Organism: Entelurus aequoreus (snake pipefish)
Lineage: Eukaryota; Metazoa; Chordata; Actinopteri; Syngnathiformes; Syngnathidae
Gene: ush1ga
Product: Usher syndrome 1Ga (autosomal recessive)
Exons: 3
Coding region: 190-1599 (469 amino acids)
Biological process (GO): sensory perception of sound; sensory perception of light stimulus; equilibrioception
Molecular function (GO): protein binding
Source: RefSeq, a predicted model, not a curated record
GCCACCGGGAGCACUGUUAAGCCAGGCUGUGCGCGACGUCGCCUCCCCUGGAUACCGGCGACGCGCACAGCCCAUCCGGACACCGACGCUCCGGCAUUACUCCGCGUCCACGAUGCGGAUGUUAACAAUGAGUCCGAUAUUAGUGGCUGUGGUGGCGUUCGAGCCGAGUGGACGGACUAACGGGCCGCCAUGAAUGACAGGUACCACAAGGCGGCCCGGGAUGGCUACCUCAACCUGCUGAAGGAGGCCACCCGCAAGGACCUCAACGCCCCGGAUGAGGAUGGCAUGACCCCGACGCUAUGGGCGGCUUAUCACGGCAACCUGGAGGCUCUGAGGCUCAUCGUGGCGAGAGGAGGGAACCCAGACAAGUGCGACAUAUGGGGCAACACGCCGCUCCACCUGGCCGCCGCCAACGGUCACCACAACUGCCUUUUCUUCUUGGUGUCGUUUGGCGCCAACAUAUGGUGCCUGGACAACGACUACCACACGCCGCUGGACAUGGCCGCCACCAAGAACCAUAUGGACUGCGUCCGCUACCUGGACUCCAUCGCCGCCAAGCAAACGGGCCUGAACCCCAAGCUGGUCAACAAGCUGAAAGACAGGGCCUUCCGAGAGGCCGAGCGGCGCAUCAAAGAGUGCGCCAAGAUGCAGAAGAAGCACCACCAGCGCAUGGAGAGGAAGUUCCAAAAGGAGGCGCCCGAAGCGUCCUUGUCGGACGUCAUGAGCUUUUCCAGUUAUAGCAGCAGCUCUGUUAGCCACAAGCUGCACAACCUCAGUGCAGCCGCCGGUAGUGUGCCAUAUUCACAGGCUACCCUUCAUGCCACAAAUCGAGGGAAAACAAAGAUCCAGAAGAAACUGGAGAAGAGAAAACAGGGAGAUGGGAGCUUUAAGAUCUACGAGGAGGGGAGGAAAAGCGUACGCUCCCUCUCAGGACUCCAGCUGGGCAACGAUGUCAUGUUCAUCAGACCGGGCACCUACGUCAACUCCAAGGAAUACGGCCGCCGGAAUGUCCGCGACAUGUUCCCCAGAGACGACGACGCCAUUUCACGUGCCAUCAGCGAGCCCGACCUUCAUGGGAACUACGUGGACCAGUCGGAGGUCAGCACAGACUCGGGACACGAUUCCUUGUUCAACCGUCCUGGUCUGGGCACCAUGGUCUUCCGCAGGAACUACGUGAGCGGGGGGUUGUUCGACCUGAACGGUCAGGAGGGAGCUGACGGUUCAGACAACACGGUGCAUCUCCGCAGCCGGCUGCACCCUCACCGCAGUCUGGACGAGGACAGCAUCGGGAGCGCCCGCAGCCUGCAAGAGAGGAACAUCGACGAGCUUCCCUGGGAGGAGGUGGAAUUAGGGCUGGACGACGACGACGAGGCCCACACCAGCCCGUUGGAGGUCUUCCUGGCCGUGCACGGCAUGAGCGACUUUUUCUCCAUCUUCAGGAGGGAGAAGAUUGAUCUGGAAGCGCUGCUGCUGUGCUCCGACCACGACCUCAAGAGCAUCCACAUCCCUUUAGGACCCAGAAAAAAGAUCUUAGAUGCCUGCCAGAGACGCAUGGAAACCAUUGAGGACCCAGAGUGCAUUGAGGACACUGAACUGUGAGUGCACUUACCAAUGUGGACAUCUGCACAAUCUAGUGAGAGCCAAUACAAAUGUGUAUUAGCCUCUCUGGAUCAGUGCAACAGUGUGACACUAUAUUGUCUAGAGCAGGAAUAUUCAACUAAGUGGUUUCGGGGGCCACGUUUCCAGAAAUCUAAGGACCAGGGGGCCUGACUUCUCCCUUCACUGUUAGUCUUAUUUUGCAUAUUACGGAGAACCUGCGUCCUCUACAGUAGACAUUUGAUUUUGGUCUAUUUAUUUUGUCAGCGUUACAGGGGCGCUCUGCCGUUUUUAAGGACCUUCUGCAAAAAAGCUAGUUGAAGAUUAUUACUAUGACAGCACCCUUUGAAAGAAAAAAUGCAAAAAAUGUGAAUCUCUCACAAGUUUUUUGCUCACAAUUGAAUAGCCCAAAUUAUGAAAAAGAGAGGACCUCAAAUGGAACCUUGAGGAACAUUACGAGUAAAACUAGAUGAGGUGUGAAUGCUCCAAUGCUGAAGUUGAACUGAAAUCCUGGAUUUUUUUUUUUCAGAAUUGUUGACGUAGAGCAAACAAUUCCUGAACAGGAUGAAUAUUUUGGCAGUUGGAGCAGUUGGAAUCAGAUGAAAAAUGUGGGAAUUGUGGAACUUUGAAGAAUGUCCCAUUGAUUUCAAUGGGAAUUUCCCCCAAAAUUGGUAAAGUGGGAAUUUUAGUGAAAAUGGUAAAACACUUGAAUAGAGAUGUCCGAUAAUAUCGGACUGCCAAUAUUAUCGGCCGAUAAAUGCUUGAAAAUGUAAUAUCGGAAAUUAUCGGUAUCGGUUUCAAAAAGUACAAUUUAUGACUUUUUAAAACGCCGCUGUACGGAGUGGUACACGGACGUAGGGAGAAGUACAGAGCGCCAAUAAACCUUAAAGGCACUUCCUUUGCGUGCCGGCCCAGUCACAUAAUAUCUACGGCUUUUCACACACACAAGUGAAUAAAAUGCAUACUUGGUCUACAGCCAUACAGGUCACACUGAGGGUAGCCGUAUAAACAACUUUAACACUGUUACAAAUAUGCGCCAUACUGUGAACCCACACCAAACAAGAAUGACAAACACAUUUGGGGAGAACAUCCGCACCGUAACACAACAUAAACACAACAGAACAAAUACCCAGAACCCCUUGCAGCACUAACUCUUCCGGGACGCUACAAUAUACACCCCCCGCUACCCUCUCCCCCCCACCUCAACCCCGCCCUCCCCAAAAACGCCCACCUCAACCUCCUCAUGCUCUCUCAGGGAGAGCAUGUCCCAAAUUCCAAGCUGCUGUUUUGAGGCAUGUUAAAAAAAAUAAUGCACUUUGUGACUUCAAUAAUAAAUAUGGCAGUGCCAUGUUGGCAUUUUUUUUUUUCCAUAACUUGAGUUGAUUUAUUUUGGAAAACCUUGUUACAUUGUUUAAUGCAUCCAGCGGGGCAUCACAACAAAAUUAGGCAUAAUAAUGUGUUAAUUCCACGACUGUAUAUAUCGGUAUCGGUUGAUAUCGGAAUCGGUAAUUAAGAGUUGGACAAUAUCGGAAUAUCGGAUAUCGGCAAAAAAGCCAUUAUCGGACAUCUCUACACUUGAAUGGUCUGUUGAAAUGUUUGGUGUGGAAUUUUUUCAAAUCGGUUCAGAAAUGCUGAAGUAGUAACAUGUUGAAUUGACAAAUGGUACUACAGAAUUCCUGGAAUUUCGGGCAAACCGGGAAUUUUUCCAGUUAAAAAAACAACUGAGUUUUUUGUCCUGAUUAAGAGGAACGUUUGGAAGGUUGAAAUGCGUUGUGGAAAAUGGGUGGAAAUAGGGCUUUGGAAAAGCAGGAAUUCUGGAAAAUCCUGGAAUUUUUUUUAACUUGGAAAAAUUAUAGUUUGAAUUUCCAGAAUGGUGAAAUGUGUUGAAGGUGGAAUGGUUCGAAUAGGUUGAAAAAUGUGGAAAUGGUGAAAGUUUGAAAAAUGGCCAAUUCAUUUUGAAUGGGGUAAAAAUGUCCCGGAAAACCUGGAAUUCUGGGAAAUCUGGGAAUUUUUGGAAUUUGCCAAGGGAAAGCCCGCGACUCCCGAAUAGGCUGAACAGUUUGAAGUGGGAGCGGUUUGAAUGGGAUGAAAAAUGUGUAAGGUAGAGCGCGCCAAAAUCUGGAGAAGAAGAAGAAGUUUUAAUAAUAAAUAGAUUAAUUUUGGUGUAGAAAACCAUGCUUUGGAGCAUUCACACAAUUAAAGGAGUUGGACAAAUGACUACUGAUUGCAUGUGAAGUAAACAAGCUACAGUAAUCACAUUACCAACAAAAUGUGUACCUGCCAAAAAGGAAAGAACUUAAAAGGGGUGCAUUCAGAGCACUUCAUUUUUUCCACAUUUCAUGCUACAGCCUUGUUCAAAAAUGGAAUAAAUUCAUUGUUGUCCUCAAAAUUCUACACACGAUACCCCAUAAGGGCAACGUUUUUUUUUCAAAUGUAUAACAAAAACAACCUAAAAGCAAUUGUCAGGUUCAAACGCUGAUGACAUCUAUCAAACAAGACAAGAGGCAAAGAAUCAAACAGAGACAGAAUUCAAUUUGGACUCAAUGUAUUGAGGAGAGUCGCCGUCGACCUGUAACCUCUUACAGUGUCUCCGCACGCUCUGCCACUCCUCCUUCUUUAUUUGACUUUCUCCCCCCCCCCCCCACCUGACCACAGCUGCUUCCAGAGGGAAGUGGGUCGUAAACAGCGUUGCCUUUGGUUACCGAACAGUUCAAAAGAAGAGGUUGUAAAAUAGUUCAAAAAGAGUUCCAUAAAAUAGUUCAAAGAGUUCCAUAAAAUAGUUCAAAAAGCGUUCGUAAAAUACUUCAAAAAGAGUUCGUCUAGAAAUUGGGCAGAUCCUGUCAUCUCUCCGCUUUGAAGUCACAGUGGCGUUCCUUGACCACACGAUCCUUGACAGAAUCGGGUCAGGGUCCAGUGGCAUGGAGUCCCAAGACGACUGGGGACCCUUUUCUGCUGCAGCCUUCUUCCGCCGUUGUGGUAGUUCUUAAAUCUACCGUCUUCCGCCUGCUCCGCCGUUGAGAUCUUCACCGUAUCCCUGGCUAGGGGGCAGUCAGGUACUAGGCCUUUGCCAAGGGCCACCUGGGGUAACAGUAGUAAACCUCCUAGUGCCCCAAGACCCCCAUAGAGGACCCUCCACUUUAACGUCAUGCCCAGGACAAUGUACAUAAGUAUGGUGCAUGAACAAAGUAUUAUAGCAAAGGCUGUGAAUACUUAACUACAUGGGUUUUUUGGGGGGUUUUUUUAAUAAUAAAUUUGCAAUAAAAAAAUGAAGUGAAUUAUAUUUAUAUAGCGCUUUACAUAGUGAAACCCAAUAUCUAAGUUACAUUUAAACCAGUGUGGGUGGCACUCGGAGCAGGUGGGUAAAGUGCAUUGCCCAAGGACACAACGGCAGUGACUAGGAUGGCGGAAGCGGGAAUCAAACCUGGAACCCCUGCUGGCACGGCCACUCUACCAACCGAGCUAUGCCGCCCCGUUGAAAUAAAAACAACUUUUCCCAAUGUCAUAACGGGGUAUUGUGUGUAGAAUUUUGAGGACAAAAUAGAUGUAUUCCAAAAAUGUGGAGAAAUACUUUAUAACAGGAGCACUCUUGUGUUUUUUGUAAUUUUCUCCAAAAAAUGUUUGCCCCCCCGCCCCCGAGUUUCGAACUGAGCUUGGGGUCCCGUAUGAUGUCACUCCUAGGCCGGUCCUCCAGUUGAAUAGCACUGCCCUAGAUGGUGUUGUGCUUGCAUGAAUGUGGUUUUUUUGUCAAGUGUCAAACACUUCAUGAAAUUUGUGUUCUACCGCAUUACGUGCAAAUACCUGGAGUGACUAAAAUUCACGUCCGCGGUCUUUGUCGUCUGCUAAUUUGAGGUCGAGAGAGUCACAUUUCAAACUCUGACCUGUUUACUCGGAUGCUCUGUGAGUGGACUACAAUUACAUUAGUCAUCGUACGAGCAAGUCAGCGUAGAACUUCCCCUUAUUGAUCAUACCUCUGUGUGGCAUGUGAUCCCUCCCAGCAAAUCAUCAAAUUAAGCAAUGCUUAAUUAUUUAUAAUUUGGACAAACUAUGAUGACAGUUUAAACUCAAACCCUAACCCUGCCUACACACACAAAGGCCUCUUGCACACAAAGAUACCACACAAUUAGUGCAACAUACAAACCGGCAUAAUUAGUAUCAUUAGUCUGGGGAAUUUCACAGGGGAAUUUAUCAAAGUGUAAAAAAAAAUUAUUUGUUGGCUAUUGAUAAUUGCUUUCAACACAACAGGGCGGGAGAUCUUGGGUGUUAAACGAGUAGUCCGGUCAUUACGUGACACACUUUCACACAGAACCCCGUCCCGCCUCUGUUAGGGCUCUCACACUAACCCUCCAAGCUGGAAAAAUUGCGAGCUAGUGUCAGUGUUGCAUCAAAAGGUUCCACAGGUAACAUUACGUUUGUGUCAAAGUCGUUACAGAGGUGGGACACUUGUCAGCGUGUGAGGGUAUUUCAUGGAAUUUGCGCACAUAUAUUGUUUUUAUGUCAACAGUGGUUCAUUUCUUUUUGCACUUGUAUGUUGCAUAAAACAUUGCACUGUUAAUAAAUGUCUCACGAUGGCAACUAAAGAUGUGAUGUAUAGUUAUUUGAAGGGAGCCGGAACUUGAGGAGCCGUUAAUUUUAAAGAGCCGUUUAAAAGAUUGACUUGUUAUUAUAGUUUUUUUAUAAUUUUUUUUUUUAUCAUGGAAACAGUCACUGGUAUAGCAGUUAUACGAUAAGAAUCAUUUAUAUUACUGUACUCUAUUGGUGGGAAUUAUUUUGAAAUAUUGGCUUUAUUAGGGUCCACCC